Messenger RNA from Notolabrus celidotus (New Zealand spotty), 2946 nucleotides. RefSeq names its product coiled-coil domain-containing protein 177. The transcript is spliced from 2 exons. Bases 299 to 1981 code for a protein of 560 amino acids. Lineage: Eukaryota; Metazoa; Chordata; Actinopteri; Labriformes; Labridae. The record is from RefSeq and is a predicted model, not a curated record.
UAACCAGCAGGUGGCGCUUCCUGCAGGAAAGUCUUCCUCUGUCGCUCUUUGCUGGAAUGGAAUUCGUUGGUUGUUGCCCUGGCAACUCAAAGCGUCCUCCCCAUCAUGAACAGCUGAUUACUUUCCUUUUUUUAUGGUUUCCAUCUCUGAAAUGCUGAGGUGAGGACAGGUCUGGAAAUCCUCACUAAUCCCUCCCUGACCUCCCCGGGCUGAGGAGCAGAAACAAUGAGCAGGAGCACGAGAGCGAAAGCAGCUUCGAGCUCGUGAACGCUGCAUCAGGACAGCGAGGAGGACCACCAUGGAGGAGCAGAGGACCACCUCCCCCAGGCUCCUUCUGGACCUGGACAACUUUGAGUCCAUGGACGCAGAGAGGAGCCGGUAUGUGUUAACGAGCCCCCGUUCUCUGGAGUCCUGUGCACGGCUGGGCAUCAAACCUGUGGCACUUCUUAUUAAGUCUCUGAAUGAGCUGAUAGCUGAGCAGCAGCAUGUGCCCUGUGAGGCGGUGAGAGUUAUGCACGAGUCCUACGAAAAGGAGAGAAUCAAGCUUUUGCAAAUGUGCAGGGAGGAGAGGGAGAAGAUUAUCCGGGAGGACAGGUGGCCUCGCAGCAGUAAAGUGUCAGCCCUGAAGGAUGAGUCCAAAGACAGACUCUCUACAGACAGCGUCCCUUAUGCAGAUCUGUGUUUCAACAGGAAGUCUGUGUGUAAGUCCACCUGUUCACCUGCAGGUCACUCCCACAAAGACAGGAGCACAGUGAGCAGCUUCAGUCUGGGAGACCUCAGACACUCCCCAAGAACUGAGAGGAAACUAAAGCAGCUCACUAAAGACAUCAAGAAGAAGAUGUGUGUGACUUUGCCUGAGAGAGACUGCAAGAUCGCAGCUCUCAUGCUGGUGAAGCAUGAGGAGGAGGAGGAGAGCCAGAAGCUCUCUCUGAAGGAGGAGCAGGAGCGUCAGGAGGCCCGGAGGAAGGAGGAGGCUGAGCGGGCUCAAGCAGAGAAACAGAGGAGGAAGAAGCUGAGGCUGAGCGUGAAACACUGGAACGAGGAGCUGCAGACUCGGAGGAGACUCAGGGAGAGUCAGGAGCAGCAGAAGAUCGGACAACUGAAGCAGGAGGUGCUGCUGCAAGAAGACAGGUGGAGGAGGCUGAAGGAGGAGGUGGAGGCCAUGAAUAGACAGAAGAUGGAGGCUGCACAGAAGGAGACCCAGGAGAGGAAACGCUUCCAGGAGAAGCUGCUGAAGGAGAAAGAGGAGGUGGAGAAGAGGGAGAGAGAGAGGGAGAGGCAGGUGGCUGCAGAGAAGGAGCACAAAGCCAGGAGGAGCAGAGGGCUGCAGGAGAAGAAGGAGAAGCAGAGGCUGCAGGAGGGGAACCGAAGGGAGCUGCUCCGUCACGUCCUGUUCAAACAGCAGGUGGAGCAGCAGGUGGAGGAAGAGGAGGCCCAGAUGAGGAGCGUACUGGAGGAGAAGCUGCAACGCUCCAGAGAGCAGCGAGCUCUGGCUGCAGAGACGCGUCUGAGGGAGCUGAAGGAGCGAGCGACCAGGGAGGAGGAGCAGAUCCAGAGGGCCCAGCUGAGGGCCAGACUGCAGAGCAUCCAGGACCUCACACACAAACAGAUCCUGGUCCAGCUGAGCCAGAGACGCAUGCAGAGAGCCGCCCUGCACGCCUCCACCCAGCAACGCACCAGAGCCCUGCAGACGCAGCAACGCAACACACGCAGGCAGCUCCUCCACCAGAGGCUGAGGGAGAGGAUCCAGAGAGAGGAGGAGGAGGUGAGGAAGGUCAGGGAGAGCUCCAUCGUCAUGAAGGAGUGGAGGAGGGAGCGGCUGAGGAGACAGAGGGAGAAGAUACAGGAGGAGGCGCACAGGCUGGUCCGGGCCUCCUUUCACAUGAGGGACAGGGUGAGGCAGCAGACACACAGGAGGACCUUUGACCGGAUGGCUCUGGAGGCUCAGCUGAACGCCUCCAUGAGCCACAUGAAGAUAUGAACUCCUGUCCUGACUUCAGAAAGGCCUCAGGCGUCACCUGAGGACUCCUGGAUUUGACAUGACAUGUGAUCAGUUUGUCUCUGGUGUUGCUCCUGUUAGUGAAAGUUAAUAACGGUCAUCCAAUCAGGAUCAAGCAUCUUACACAACCGGAGGAUCAGAAACCUGCUGACAGUCCUGUUCUUUUACAGCUGAAAGAAAGUCUUCAGUUUUAAUUUCACACCUGAUAGAAACUCCUCACAGGAGCUUUAACUGUAAGAACCACAGAAGAAGAAUUAAAGGAGGGAGAGCUCUAGAUUUGAUAUUCCUGAUGUUUGUAGGUUUGUGCAAUCAAAAGAUAUUAGAACAACAAGACAGGAUUAGACACCGCCACAUGUGACCAGGUUACAUCAACAAAGGAAGCUCUAUUCAGAGAGUUCAUUUCCUCUUCUGUAAAUAAGCUGCAUGGACACGCUGCGAUGCCUGGAUUUGAAUGUGGUAACAGGGUGCAGCUGGGAGGUGGAUGUUGGGGCGGCCCUCCUUCAUGUGAUGGAUCAUUACCUUGUCAAAGUGGAUUUCACUCUUGAGUGUUCAGGUGUUCCUCAGUCCAGGGUUGUCCUGUAUGCAGAUGUUAAAUGUAUUCUCCUGUACUGUACAAAUACAGACAUUAUACAUCUGUGAGUUUGUGCAGACUCCACUGUGCUGCAUGAACUUUGUACGUACAGGCCCUGACACAUAGCAUGACUCUAUGAUAAUAUAAAGACUGUCUGAGGCUCCUCACUCCCCUGAUACCCAGAGUUACAGUUUCAGUAAAGUUAGAAUCAUGGAGGUGUUUUAGUAAUUGUGCAUAGCUAGGUUUGGCUGUGAUGGAGGGUGUGAUAUGUUUUUAUGAGGCCUUGAACGCCUCGCGACGCCACAUGUUGGUGCCUUAGAGAAAGGGAAUGUGCCAUAUCUGUUACACUUGAUGAAUAAAAUCAACUUUAAAGGAG